CGCGCGGUGCCGCUCUCGGUUUAGUCAGGUUCAGUCGCAUCGAGAUACUCGUGGAACGCGUGUCGCGUGGUGCAUGCAUGCAUGCUUGCUUGCGUGCGAUCAAACGUGCGUGCAUGUGUGUGCUUAUUAUUGUGGUGUACCGAGAGUGGUCGGCGGAUGUGCAUGUGUGCGGGCCAUAACACGGUGUUGCGCUCGGUCUCGAGUCUCGACAGUGCAUGUCGUGAUUACUAUAACCGUCGUCGUCUCGUCUGUCCGUCCACCGUGAUCGCAUCAAAUGCACGUCUCGUGCUCCUCGAGAUCACCGAGUAACACCCGCCGUCAUCUGUAUCCUCGUGACGUUUGACAGCGCGCGGCUGAUUCGCGAAACGAAGAGGAAAGGGGAAGGAAGCCGCGUCUCGUCCCGGCGGUUGAUGACUCUUCGAACGAUCGUGCCGAAUACACGACGAAGGAGGAGGAGGUGGAAUUGAAUCGUCUCGCUGCUGCUCGUGUUCCGUCCUCUCUUCCCCCCCCCCCCCUCUCAACCAGCAAUCACGAUUUACGGAACUUGCCGGUAUCGCUGCCGCUCGUUUAUUCUUGGUUUCCCUUUUUCCUUCGAUUCAUCUCGCCGUUCACGCAAACCGGCCCCAAGUUCGACGUUAUUUCACCAAAAUGAGAGUAAUGCGGAGACAUCGUCACGCGGUCCUGGCACCUGUGUCCAUCCUGAUACUGUUGUGCAGCCGGUCCGAUUUCGUGUCGUCUCGAUCGACACGAUCCGCCGAAGACUCGUGGGCCGUGGCGGAUUUCGCGCCAGACUGUGAGCGCGUCAAGCCUUUCUUCGAAAGCAAGAAAAUCACGAUCGUGCCCGUGAAGCCAAGCACACCGGAGAAUAUUGCUAAAACGACGUGCAACGGCAUGUGUUGUAGCCUAGAGACCGAAGAAGCGUUGAGACAUUUACCAAAAGAAGAUUUUCACUGCGUAAUCCAACAGUACAGCAGUACUCUGCAAGGUCCUCUGGCGACAACGGCGGAUGCACUUAGGGAGACCGUGACGAUGCUCGCGAGACAAUCGGAGAACAAAACCCUGACCCUCUUCAAUCAAGUGUACCGCUCGAUGGCGGUUUUGAGCAGGCCGUCGAUAAAAGCGCUGUACCAGGCGAUGGUCGAUUACGUAUCGCCGCAGAACACGCCGGACACCUUGGAACAGCCGCUCACGAGGGAGAUGCUUCAGGAACGGUUCGUCGAGUUCUUCACGAGGCUGUUCCCGAUCGCGUACCACAACGCGGUGAACCCGCGCGAGUACGAGCAGGACUUCACGGAGAAGUUCAAGACCUGCCUGUACGAGACAAUGGACGAGAUCCAGCCGUUCGGCGACAUACCGAAGCAGGUCGCGAACUCAGUCAGCAAGAGCCUGGAGGCGACAAGGGUGCUGGUGCAGGCGUUGACUCUUGGCAAAACCAUCCUCGAAAGGAUCGACGGCGUUCUGUUUUCCGGUACCACUCCGCAGCUGGAAGCCUGCUAUGACGCGCUGCUCAGAAUGACUUAUUGUUUGAGGUGUAAGGGCUUUGGACCCACCGUCAUGCCCUGCAACGGAUUCUGCACCAACGUCAUGAGAGGCUGCCUGACGGAGCGGGCGUCGGAACUGGACCUCGCGUGGUCCGGCUACGUGGAAACGGUCGAGAGGCUCGUUGUGGCGGUCGACGGUCGUAACGAUCCGUCGGGCCUGAAUGCCGAGAAGGCUGUCAGACAAUUGGACACCCGCAUUUCGGAUGCCAUUAUGCACGCGAUGGAGAACGGGCCGCAGCUCGAGGAGAAGGUGAGAAUAAAGUGCGGCCGUCCGGAACUGCAGCCGAAGAACGAGGGAACCGUUACACCUUCGGAUGCAGCUGCAGCGGGGAAAUCGGCGGCGGGCAGCAGCCUCGAGAUGCACGCAGCUGCGCCUCCUGUCACGCAUAGAACAUUACCGACGCAGUUGCACGUGCAGCUGGGUAAUUUCUUGGCCAGUGUCGUCAGGUCCCGGACCUUCUACGGCACUCUCGCCGACCUGAUCUGCGAGGAGUAUCCCGACAAACGGUGUUGGAAUGGCGAGCACGUCGGAGAGUACACAAAGAUGGUGGUGGACUCGAAUUUGAUGGCGCAGAAGUACAAUCCCGAGUACACCGUAACGACAAUGUCACUGCCGACAACUUCCUAUAGCAAUACAAACACAAGCGUGCUCAUUGACCAAUUGAGGCACAUUAAUCAGAUUUUGCAAUCUCAAUUGGCAUCGACGCCCGACAGUGGAACACUGCUGCUCGCUGACGAAGCUUUAGAUGGCUCGGGAAGCGGUGACAGGCCAAUUUGGAGGAAGAAAGGAAAGGGCGACGACAUCGACAACGACGACGAAGAUGCGCACGGAGACGAUCACGACGACGAAGAGGCGUCUGGUUCUGGCAUGGGACCCACCACAACAGAUCCAGUGAUGAAGAUGAAUCAUGACAUGACGACCACGGCUGGUUCAUCAAGUAUCCUCUUGUCGUCCGCCAUCCUGGUGAUCAUUUGCGUGCAUGUGAUCGCUUAAAUCUCAUCGGAGCCAGAAGGAACAAGAAGGGUAACCAGCAAUUCGACGGCUCACGACCUAGACAAACACGACCUUGAGACCCGCAUCAACGGACAGUCCGGUUUUCCAGUUGAUACGGGGAAACGAUCCGCCGAUUCCGCGCCAUGAGGAUCCGCUUCGUAGGUAUUUAUCGCGCUGUCUGGCCCGAACAGCUGCGAGGAGGACAAUGUUGCCGCGUAACUACCGUGAAACGGCGGGCAAUCUGUUUCGUAGUUCGCGGUUCGAACAAGACAUUCGCACGUGGCCAGCGGCAGAGAGGUGUCAGAGAAGAGAGGUUCGGAGAAAUUCGGAGAAGAAGCUGAGUCGCAGCCACCACCGAGUCCUUUGUGUUCUCAGUUCGUCGAUGAUCGCCGAAUGCAACGAGUCCGAGGCCGAAGUGAUUAUUCCGCGAGAUCGUUCCGUGUCACGGAAUCAUCCGCAGGUCCCGAUCUAUAGAUUUUAUAGUAUGGUAUAAUAUAGCACAGUAUAUCUAUAGUAUAGAAGAACGGCACAGGCAAGGGAGUGAGAGAGAAAGAGAGAGAGAAAGAGAGAGAGAGAGAAAAGAAAGAAGCUGCUGCUGGAGCGUAUACCGAGUGUCUGCUGACGGUGCGUGGUGUCUUGGCAAGAACAUGGUCCAGCGUUUGAUGGUCUGCCAAACGGAGCCAGCCAGCCUCCGUUUGGCCCAAGCAUUGUUCUCCGUUACCAGAGCGGCGGAGAACGGGUCUUCAUCGGUUGUACAUUUUUGUUAUUCGUGUACGAGGACUAAGGAAAUUUCUAUUUAGAAAGGCAAGACUGUUCUAGAGAAAAAUUAAGCUGUUGAACUUCGUCGAGUUGCUUCCGCGCGGACAGGCGAAGGCGAUAGAGUACUAACGUUGAAAGUAAUGCCGGUAGACAAAUUCUCCCUCCCUACUUCAGGACGCGAGAACGCGCGAGUAGUGGCGAGUACCGUGAAGAUCUGCACGCGGCGGGAGCAGUAUGAUGUUUCGCGGUUUGGAUGCGUCGGAUUCGCACCCGAUAUCGUCACUCCGCGAUGUAAACUAUCUCUCGGGUUGUAAAGCCGAUUACGCUGCGCGACGGAGUGGAUCGAUAUCGUUGUCCGUUUAAUUAAAAAGGGACAACUGUUUGGUUGAUUUAGAAUGUGCCACUCGACAAGAAUGAAUAAGAUUGCGGCUGAAUAAGAGUGAACCGAGCAACCGACAACUGAUCGACGACUGGGGACUAAAUGAUGAUGAACUGGCGAGUGACUACUGACCUGGUGAAGAAUCGGUUUCGAGUUUUUAUACUGUUUCGUGGACACGGAAGACUAGAAAUUGAGUGGCUAAUGACGCGACGGAAGGGGCGACCGAAGCGGCGUGUGCUCGCGACCCUGUCAUAAAAAAUGCUGCCGAUGAAGGGGAGUGCAUUACUCAAUAGUGCAGAAAUGGUUUUAUUGCCGGAAAGAAGAUGGCUCGAAAAUCAUAAAUUUAGAAAUUGCAAGGAAGAAGGCUGUGGCUCUGCGACAUUGAAAACCUAACGAACGUGACCUUUCAUCGAUUGCACGUCGUUCGUUGAAGGACUGUUCAGUUGUCUCGUUGAGCCGAAGAUUCCCCGUCAAUAAAUGUUUUUUUAGGGGUAAAGGGGGAAGGUAAUUCGUCCCGCGGAGAAAGUUAGGCGGAAUGCAGUCCGAAAAUUCCGUUGAAGGACGGAACAGAGAGGAUCGGUUAAAUCGGACGAAGGAUGCUAGAGCUAAUUAAAGUAAUUCUGCGGUUAAUUCUCGCGACAAAGUUCAUUAUACACGUAUUCCUAGUUCGAUGACUUGGCUUUGAAUCACGAAGGAAAGCAACACAACCGAACGGAGGGCACCGCAACUGUUCUCAGUCGCGGCUAGCGGAACGAUGUUGGGCAAGGAUGCUGAACUAUGCCCGGUGAACGUUGGAUAACGAGUUUCGAGCGUGUACGGAAAAUCGGACGAUCUAGCAAUUCCUUUUUUUCAUUUCGUUGGGAAGCUUGUUUUUCCAUUUUUUGUCUGUCGAAAGAACGCACUGUGCUGCAUCACGAGUAUUGUUAAGGGAGGUAGGAGUUCUGAUUGCUUGCCGAUUGUUAGUCUGUUCGGUUGACUCGCUUGUUGAGCGUAUCGGAAACAAGAGUGAGAAACGUCGAAUGGGAAUGGGGAAUAAAGUUUCGGACAUUUUCAAGAAAUCCUGGGAAUGAUAAUGAUAAUAAUAAUAGUAAUAAUAAUAAUAAUAAUAAUAAUAAUAAUAAUAAUAAUAGUAAUAAUAAUAAUAAUAAUAAUAAUAAUAAUAAUAAUAAUAAUGUCUAUGUUAAGCGGAGAGAAAUGCGUCCAUCAAGCGGGAAUUGCUGUUCAUGUUUUUCAUCUGGAGUUUGAAGACAUUAAAAUGAAUGUGAAGCAUCUAAAUUAAAUCGUUAACGGUCAAAUCCAGUGCCAUAAUAUUUUGCCGAUGUUUGUGAAAUGUAGAAACGUCGUCAUGCUUUCGAAUUCAUUUAAACUGUUGUUUCUACGUUGAUUGCAUUCGAUGCGUUUACGUGUAUGUUAGACUUACGGUAAAAUGUCGAUUAUUUGAAACAAUGACAGGGCGAAGCGUUACGGACAAUCAAACUCUUGGAGAGGGGAGGACAAAAAUUAGACGCGAACGGAGAUGAAUAUUUUUUAAGGGUAUCACACAACCUGGACAACUCUUUCGGAUGGAAACCGGCUCGAAGUGUUCGGAUUAGUGAGCAGAAAAUAAACCCUGAAAUCCGUUUCUAGGAUUUAUUUUGAUAUUUAUUAUCUAGGAUGGUUCCGGUCCUAGAAAAUUUAUUUAUAUAAAUUUAAUGGCUUUCCGAGAGCAACAUUUGAUAGUGACACUCAUUCGAGACGCGACAGCUCUAAGCUACCAUGCGAUGUAAGGAUAUCGAUGUUGCAUUGGUCUUAUUUUUAUUACUGUAUAUACAAUUUUACAAUGUUUCUUGCGAUGUUUUUGUUCGUAUGUGCAAAAUUUUUUCCAAUCCUGUAUGUAUAACAGAUUUAUAAUUUUGUAAAGUAUUAAAUCAUUACAUAUUAAAUGUGUAAUACAGCACGAGUAAUAUUAAUUCUCCUAAAUUCUUUUUCAAUUUGCAAUAACACUUAGCGAAUAGUAAUUCUGAAGGCAUAAUGUUACGUUACACGGUGUACAUAUUAACAUCCAUGUUCAAUAAAACAUUUUUUUUUUUAAACUUGUAUUCGUUGAACUCAUAAAUAAAUUGUCAUUAUAUU
This is a messenger RNA of Megalopta genalis, 5785 nucleotides long. It is a transcript of the gene dally, whose product is annotated as division abnormally delayed protein. Gene Ontology annotation, biological process: regulation of protein localization to membrane; cell migration; positive regulation of canonical Wnt signaling pathway. The record is from RefSeq and is a predicted model, not a curated record. Gene Ontology annotation, cellular component: extracellular region; plasma membrane; cell surface. Lineage: Eukaryota; Metazoa; Arthropoda; Insecta; Hymenoptera; Halictidae.